CAUCUUGGGCAAACUGCUGACAAAGACUGUGAUGGCCAUACAAACGAAGAACUGUGUACGUUACGUGGAUAUCAUUUUGUUCCUGAAAAGUACAACUUUGAAGUUGGAAAGUACUUACCCGAUUUUGACCUUGACGGUAAUUAUGAUGAAGAUUGUGCCUACAUUGUUCCAGACUGCCGUAAACCGGUGAUACCAAACACAACAAUAUCAGACUAUGCAACAGGUUCACACACAUAUGUAACAUCGACGUUUUCAAAGUUCAAAUGUGAAGAAGGAUUUACUAUUGCUAAUACAUCUGUGACUGAAAUAGAGUGUCAUGCAGACGGAAUAUGGAUGCCUGAGAGGAUAUGUGUUAAAGACUGUCCAGAUCCAUCCACAGUUUACAAUAACUCUGUGAUAGAAAAUGGUACAUCAUGGGCCGUGAGCAGCAGUGUCCGCAUGGAUUGUGAUAAUGGUUUUACAUUGAUCGGUCAUGAUGUUCUUGAGUGUACUGAAAACGGAACAUGGACAAUAAACGUGUUUUACUGUAUUCCAGAUUGUGUCGACCCAGUAACAAUAUAUGCUAACUCGGUUAUGGAAAAUGGAACAUUAUGGGCUGUUGGUUACAACGUAACAAUGGCAUGUAUGGACGGGUUUACAUUACUUGGAGACAAUAUUCUAAAAUGUACCAAUGACUCAAUAUGGUCAACGGAUGUGUUUCAUUGUGCUGCAGAUUGUACAGAUCCAACUCCAGAUGUUAUAUAUUCAGAGAUGAUAAAUCCAUUCGGACUGUCAACUUUCCCUGUAGAUAAUGCAUACUCUCUCACGUGCAUAACAGGAUAUAGUGUCAACGGAAAUUCUAGUAUGACGUGUUACACAAAUUCUACUUGGUCACAGCCACAGUUUUCAUGCGUUCCAGGUUGUGGGGAUCCAAGGAAAGAUAUAUCACAUUCAGUUAUACUUAAUUAUACAGAGGGUACACCUUUUGAAGCAGGGAUUGUUUUGGUAAUGGCAUGUAAUAUUUCAACGACACAGGUGGGAGACGAAACAGUAGCUUGUUUAUCGGAUAAAACAUGGAACAAAACCCUGAAGUGUAUUCCAGAUUGCAGUGAUCCAAGAUUAGAAGUAGAUGUAGAAAACGCGACGUUACCAGGUUUUAAAACUGGUUCAACAACAGCUUACAAAUCUCAAUACAAGUUCAGGUGUAAUUUGAAAUACCGAAUGAUUGGCAACGGUUAUAUAGUCUGUCAUGAAAACUCUACGUGGUCACAGCCUCAGUUUAAUUGUGAACCUUGUAAAUGCCCAUGUAGAAGAGUUGGUGUUCCUAGAUAUACAGAGGUAACACCGGAAGUAGUAAACCAAAUACAGGAAGAAACAAGUUUCGACCUUGCAGUGAAUGAUAAAAUUCUUUCAGCGUACAUCCGACGGAAAACAAGUGUUCCGAAUAAGAAACAAGUUGCCAAAUCGAUUGGAUACGUUGGAGCCAUAUUUCUUGUAGUCAUACUUGGGUCCAUAGUGUGUUUGGAUAUUCCAACGUUAUGGAAUCACCUAAAACGAUUAAUCAACACGAUAAAAAACAUUUACAGAUAUAUGCGUCAUAAAAUAGCAUAACCGAUACUAUUCCAUGAUUGAUAACUUGAUAAUACAUAUAAAAUCAACGUGUGAAGCAAGUAAAUAACAGUAUCAACUACAAAUACGUUUUGUAUAGAACAUCUUUAUAAUAAAAAAUAAUAAAAAAGCAUAAAAUGUAUUUUGAAUUGGAUGCACUAGGAAGCUAUAGAAUUGACAAAAGUGUAAAUUAAAACAAUCUGAGAAUUAAUGUCGGAUCUAAUUAAUUAGAUGUAUUACCAGUUAACAUGGUUAACCUGUCACAAAAACCUUAUUGAUUUAAUAGUAUUUUGUUAAAACUUUCAGAAAAUGUUUUCAUCAUUGACAAUGCAAAAGACCUUGGGCGAUACAUGUUAGAGGCGUCCGGACAUAUGACAUAACUUAUACUUGCCACAAUAUUUCUGUGACUUUUACGACUGUAGACAACAAUGUAUCGUUUUUAAAUUUAAAACCAAAUACUGCA
Messenger RNA from Mytilus californianus (California mussel), 2050 nucleotides. Its product is annotated as CUB and sushi domain-containing protein 3-like. The transcript is spliced from 9 exons. NCBI's taxonomy places the organism in Eukaryota, Metazoa, Mollusca, Bivalvia, Mytilida, Mytilidae. The record is from RefSeq and is a predicted model, not a curated record. The coding region runs from base 334 to 1590 and encodes 418 amino acids.